AUGGGGGUCGAGGAGCGAACCGGUGAAGAGAAAGUAAAGCUCUCUUCUCCCACCACCGCCGUCGGCAAUGGCAUGACAACGCCAACGGUAGCAGCAGGAGCGGGUGCUGUGGUGCCCGACCAACGAGAUGCCUUUCCUUCCUAUCUCAAGGGCAAGCGAGUCCUCCUUGCAACCGAAUCCCUGGGCCCUGUCAACGGCGUCAGCCGAACCACCCUCAUGUUGAUCGAAUACCUACGCAGAAAUGGCGUCCAACUGGCCAUCGUUGCUCCUCAUUCCAGACAGUCGCGCCUCAAGCCUACCAGUGGUGCGAACCUCACUGAAUUUCGACUGCCGGGCUAUGAAUUGCCAUACAACCCUGACCUGACCGUUGUAUAUCCCUUCCAGCUCGAUGACGUCUACAAACAGACCUUCAAGCCCGACAUUGUAUAUCUGGCCAGUCCUGCUUCCACCGGCUUUCAAAUGCUGUUCCAGAUCCGCCAAUUACAAGAUCCCCCUGUCGUUCUCCUCAAUUUCCAGACCGAUCUGUCGGCCUACAGCGAGAUUCUGUUCCCGGGUCCUGUUGCCCGCUUUUCCGUCUGGCUGCUAGGGGUGGUCCAAGGCUUCCUGUUCAAUCACCGUACCGUCCAUACCAUCUUCUACCCUUCCUCUGGCGUGCGCCGGUAUCUUGAGAAAGCAGGCGCUCCGAGCAACAAGAUGGUCCGAUUGGGCCGGGGUGUCGACACCACUCUGUUCGACCCUUCCCAGCGGGACGAGGCAUACCGCCAGGAAUUAGCACCCAACGGAGAAAUCAUCCUGGUCUGCGUCUGCCGCUUGGCUCCCGAGAAGGGCUUCGAGUUCCUGGCCCAGGUCGCUAUGCGGCUCGCCCAAGAAGGCUUUCCCUUUAAAUUGCUCAUCGUAGGUGGCAAUAUGAGUGCCGAAGUUGAGGACCAGAUCCACCGCCUCUUCGACGACGUGGCAGAGCACGUCAUCUUCACCGGCUUCCGCACCGGUGUUGACCUCGCUCGUGCAUAUGCGACCGGCGAUGUUUUCCUUCACUGCUCCAUCACCGAGACAUUCGGCCUGGUUGUUUUGGAAGCAAUGGCGAGUGGUCUCCCAGUGAUUGCUCGUGAUGAAGGAGGCCCAUCAGAUAUUGUCCAAGACCAAGAGACUGGAUAUUUGGUUCCUGCCCACGAUCUGGAGCAGUACAUUUCUCUCGUCAAGCUUCUCUCUACUAACAAGAAUCUUCGUGCGGAUAUGGCAACUGCAGCGCGAAAGUAUACUUGCGACGUAACCUGGGAGAAGAUCAACAGGCGGGUUGCCUGGCAUAUGACUGAAGGCUUGCAACAGCACCUCCAGCGAAAACGCAGAAGAAGACCGAUCCGAAACUUCAUUGUCGCCAGGUAUCAUGAAAUCCGAGAUGGCGUAGUCAUUCCCGUCGUGGUCAGAAUGCGACUAUACAUGGCAGCAAUGGUCGUCUACCUCAUUUGGCUGAUGACUGCCGUUGUGCUUCUGCUCUACGGCCACAGAGUGUUUUCGCGAGCCGCGCAGCUCCUACGCAACCCGCCCCUCGUUUUGCAACGCAUUCAGUACCGCGCCUUGAAACAAGGUAUCCAGGAGACGCUCAAGAGCUUGAGCACAGAAUGA
This is a messenger RNA of Cladophialophora bantiana CBS 173.52, 1623 nucleotides long. RefSeq lists its product as uncharacterized. NCBI's taxonomy places the organism in Eukaryota, Fungi, Ascomycota, Eurotiomycetes, Chaetothyriales, Herpotrichiellaceae. The record is from RefSeq and is a predicted model, not a curated record. The transcript has a single exon. Gene Ontology annotation, molecular function: glycosyltransferase activity. Bases 1 to 1623 code for a protein of 540 amino acids.